CCCAUCCUCCUGCAGUCCUACUCCCACAAUCUUUUCUCAAACAGAAGAAACACACCGAAGUUCAAGAUCUUGAUGCUCUUCCACGCCAACUCCUCUCUUCAGCGUUUUGAUGAAGUGAAGGGAAAUUGCUUAGAGGGAAUAUUCAUUAUUCCCGGAUUGGGAAAUGAAGUUUGAGACCCGUUCGCAUGUUUUAUUCUGUGAUCCUUUCUGUCAGGUUCAUUGCUUCGUUCCUCCUCUCUUUUAGUUGUCUCUCCGCUUGUGGAAAAGGAAGCAGGAAAGGGAUUGUCAGAGUCAUGGCAGAGGUAGUGCUUUCACCUCUGAUUAAGUUGAUUUGCGAAAAGGUAGCUUUGAGAGUAAUCAAGGAGCUCAGCCCCCUGACCGGCGUUGCAAAAGAGUUCAGAAGACUGCGGAGCACUCUGUUGACAAUCCAAGACGUGCUUGAAGACGCUGAGGCGAGGCAGGUGAAUGAGAAGUCAGUGAAGAGGUGGUUGAGAAAGCUCAAAGAUGUGGCUUUUGAUAUGGAUGAUGUCUUGGAUGAGUUCACGGUUGAGAUGGCUGAUGCUGAGAAGCGGAAGAAGAAGGGAAUGAAGGGAAAGGCGUAUAACUUGUUUAUCUCAGCACCAAAGGUUCGUUAUAAGAUGGCUGACAAGAUGAAGGAGAUCAUGGAGAGGUUUGAUGAGGUCGCUAAGGAGAGUUCCAUAUUUGGUUUGAAAGUGGGCGCUAUCAAAGAAGAAGAGGUUGGUAAGAGAGAGGAGACUCAUUCGUACGUUAACGAAUCAGAAGUCUAUGGAAGGGAUGUAGACAGGGAGAAGAUUGUGGAAUUUCUGAUCAACUCGUUGUCAUCAGCGUCAAGUGAAGCUAAUCCUGAUGUUAUGCCUAUUGUUGGGCUAGGAGGGUUGGUCAAGACCACUCUGGCAAAACUCGCCUUUAAUGAUAAGAGGGUGUCCGAGGCUUUUACUAAGAAGAUAUGGGUCUGUGUUACUGAAGAGUUUGACGUCAAGAGACUCACAAGAUCAAUUAUAGCAUCCAUCACUGAGAGUGAGUGUAAUCUCCAAGAUAUGGACUCGUUGCAGAGGUUUCUAAGAGAAAAGCUCAGAGGAGAGAGGUUCUUUCUUGUUCUGGAUGAUGUAUGGAAUGAGGACCAGGAGAAGUGGGGCAACUUGAAAGAUCUGCUUAGUGGUUGUGCCACGAGAGGAAGUAAAGUCAUUGUGACCACUCGCAGUGAAAGAGUUGCUUCCAUUGUGGGCACCGUCUUGCCGCACUUGCUGACCGGGUUAUCAGAUCAGGACUGCUGGGUUUUGUUUGAGAAGAUGGCGUUUGGUUUUGGUGGUGCAGUGAAAACACCGAACUUGGUGGCCAUUGGGAAGGAUAUAGUGAGCAAGUGCGCAGGGCUUCCUUUGGCUGCCAAAGCUCUAGGAAGCCUGAUGCGUUUCAGAAGAGGAGAAAGGGAAUGGUUAGCUGUGAAAGACAAUGAGGUUUGGAGAUUGCCUGAGCAUGAGAACCAGAUACUGCCAUCAUUGAGGUUGAGCUACAACCACUUGCCUUCACGCCUCAAGCUUUGCUUUGCCUACUGCUCUAUAUUCCCCAAGAACUAUCUGGUGAGGAAGGAGACACUGGUUCAGCUGUGGAUGGCAGAGGGCUUCUUGAUCCAUGAUUAUAAUUCAUUUGAGACUGAAGACAUUGGGAAUGGAUACGUUGACGAGCUACUGGAACGAUCACUCUUUCAAAAUGGGUAUGCAGACAUUGAUGGCGUGGUGAGACAGGUAAAGAUGCAUGACCUCGUCCAUGAUCUGGCUCGCUCUGUUGCAGGUGAAGAGGGCUCUGUUACUGAUGAAGCUUCAGGAUAUGCAUUUGGGCAAGGCUGUAGAUACUUGUCCUUAGUUUAUGACAGACCAAUACCAGAGAGGAAGUCGCUACCAUUUCUCAAUGAAGCAAACAAGUUGCGCAGCUUCUACUUCAUUGCAGAAGAAAACAUGGAGGGCCAGUGUCAAAUCCAGGGACUGUAUAGCCCUUAUAAUGCAGGACCUAUGAAAGAGGCACUUGAGUGCAUUGUAUCUAAGCCAGUAUCCAGUCUAAAGCUCUUGCGUGCAUUGCAUCUAAGCCAAUAUCCAUUGAUCAGAGAAAUUCUGGAUUCAAUUUGUGAGAUGAAACAUCUGAGGUACCUCAACCUCUCCAGCACCGACAUUGGAGUUGUACCAACAUGCAUUGGCCUCCUUCAUAACCUCCAGACUUUGAGUCUAUCUUGUUGCAAUUGCCUUCAUAUAUUGCCGGACUCUAUUGGUCAGCUCUCCAACCUAUUGACCUUGGACCUCAGAUACUGCGGAUGUCUGCAAUCUUUGCCAAGUACCAUUGGUUGCCUUAAGAAUCUGAGGAUAAUUGAUUUGUCCAAUUGCAAUCUUCGAGCAUUGCCUGAAUCACUGAGCAGACUCUCCAACCUACAAGUUUUGAAUCUUAAAGAUUGUCGCUAUCUAUGUGAGCUUCCAGUGGCGAUGAAGGAAAUGAAAAGCCUCAUUCAUCUGAAUCUUGCUGGCUGUGUUGGGCUGAGUUGCAUUCCUGCAGGAAUAGGACAGUUAAGUAAUUUGCGAACAUUGUCAAUAUUUAUAGUUGGUGGAAAGACCAAUUGCAAUAUCAGAGAAUUGGGUAGCCUCAACAUUGAAGGUGAACUACAUAUAAAAAAUCUUGAGAAUGUUAGAGGCCCUGAUGAGGCUAAGGAGGCCAAUCUGAAGGAGAAGCAGGGCCUGCGGUCACUACGUUUAUCAUGGGAUGAGAAUGUGUACAGGACACCAGCACAAUCUAGUGAUGAUAACUUGCAUGACAUGGUUCCACAAUCUGAUCUUGUGGAUGGUGUGCUUGAAAACCUCCAACCAGGCGCGAACAUCAAUAAGUUGGCGAUUGAAGGAUAUGGGGGAAGGAAGUUCCCCACUUGGCUGAUGGACUCAUCAUUGCUUCACAAUCUGGUUAAUCUAACACUAGAUUCAUGCGUUAGAUGUGAAGUUCUUCCACCACUGGGACAGCUACGUCAUCUCCAAGUCCUCAGAGUCCGUCGCCUCCUUUCUAUCAGGUGCAUAGACUCAACCUUCUAUGGAGGCCAUGCUCCAUUCCCUGCUUUAGAGGUACUUCGUUUAUAUGGGUUGCCGGUGUUAGAAGAGUGGUCUGGCACAAGUGAAGGAGAAGUCUUUCCUUCUCUUAUUGUUCUAGGGCUAGGGCACUGUCCAAAUCUAAAGUCUCUCCCAUCAACGUUUCCUACUGUUACUGAUCUAGUAAUGAUUAAUGCAAAUGAAAGGGUUCUACUAAGUGCCCUCGGGGAUAGUGCCUUCCCAAAUCUGGACAGACGCUAUUCUUCAAGAGAUCAAGUGGUUGAAGACGUAAUGCUCUUUUUACGGCUUGUGGGUCCGCUUCAAUGAAGGUUUUGUAAAAUAAGGUAAAAUAAAGUUAUGGGAAGUAAAAGAAAGUUUUUAAACCUUUUCUUGCUUGGGGCAAGUUAAAGUAAAUAGAGGUUUUGAAACCUUAUUUUGUUUGGUUUGAAAGUAAUUGGAGAUAAGAUUUUAUAGUAAUAUUAUUAAAUUA
Messenger RNA from Dioscorea cayenensis subsp. rotundata (Guinea yam), 3567 nucleotides. RefSeq names its product disease resistance protein RGA2-like. Bases 186 to 3404 code for a protein of 1072 amino acids. The record is from RefSeq and is a predicted model, not a curated record. The transcript has 2 exons. Gene Ontology annotation, molecular function: protein binding; ADP binding. NCBI's taxonomy places the organism in Eukaryota, Viridiplantae, Streptophyta, Magnoliopsida, Dioscoreales, Dioscoreaceae. Gene Ontology annotation, biological process: defense response to other organism.